Molecule: messenger RNA, 3915 nt
Organism: Trypanosoma conorhini
Lineage: Eukaryota; Euglenozoa; Kinetoplastea; Trypanosomatida; Trypanosomatidae
Exons: 1
Coding region: 1-3915 (1304 amino acids)
Source: RefSeq, a predicted model, not a curated record
AUGCCAACGCAGAGCUCUCGCCGUUGGAGACGAGACUUCGGUGCGCCCCGGACGCGAGGAAGGAAAGUAUUGCUCCGUUUUCUUUUCCUCGCUUUGUGUAUCUUUUCCCUCUGCGUGCUUCUAUUUUUGCUCUUCUCAGAGGCCGGUACAGGGUCUCUGGGGGAGGAGCUGACUCCGAGGGAGCUGCCAGAGCCCGCUACAAAUGUUUUCUUCACACGCGUCAGCUUUGCCAUGAGUGACGCCAUGGCCACGGCCUGGCGCACCUCUAGCAGUCGGCUUGAAUUCUCAGCAAAAAUGUGGGUGGAACGUGUUGCGGUUCGUUCUCCCGACGCUGCUGCUGCUGCUCCGCCGCUUCCUGCUGUGCUGCAGAAGGCAAUUGUGUCGGCCACAUUGUACGGGAAAAGUUCAUUGAAGCUCCACCGCACCAAACGAAGGUCACUGUAUAUUCGUAGCGAUGUUCCCAUUCAGUUUUCAAACUCAAACCCUGCUUUGAAUUCCAACCCAUUCAGGCGAAAUACGACGGUGGCCUUGAGGGAAUUUAUUUUGCUUUCUUUGUGGGAGGACACCCAUCGCAUCGCAUAUCGCACUUCUGUCGAUUUGCUGCAACAGCUCGAUUUGAUGUUUUCAUUUGCGCAACUGGUGGAGCUACGCUGCUAUCCUUCGUCGCCUGCGCCACCGGUGAGCCAUCCAUGUGCGCCGUCUGUGCCCGGCGUCUCUGUCAGCGAUGGCGCCCGCAAGGGGCGGACGCUGGGCGUGUACCUCGCGAUUGAGCCGCCUGCACCGGCGAUUUGGCGGCGAAUGAAGGAGGCCUUUGCCGUCUUUGAUGAGGUGGCGGAUGAACCGCUGAAUACCAUUCUUGAUGCCCUGCGCCGUGGCUCUCAUGCCACCUUGCAAAAGCGUGAGUACGAGCGGGCUAUGGAGCACGUCACACGUAUCACGUACUGGAGGCAAAUGUGGCGUGCCACAAAGGACUCCUAUUCAGGCAACUUGGAGCAGGCGCUUGAGAUAGGCUCACGCAACUUUCUGCAGUUUCGCGAACCUCGCCAUGAUUUGUCCCAUGUACCGAGUUACGUGAAAAACAGCUCUUUUUUGCAUGCUUAUCGGCUUCUGGAGAAGGACCCAUGGCUCUACGGCCUCCACAAUGAGACGGACGACAAUAGGACGACUGACAAGGAGAAUCAAUUUCUUGACAUGCCACAGUACAUGGCAUGGAUUGCCGUCAACACCAUACUGCAAAAUGGAGAUUAUGAUGAUGAGGCGCUUUUUUAUGGGGUACUCAGGUCAGCCGAGGCGGCGCCAGCGAAGGCUCAGCUGCCGAUUUAUCUGGGCCUGAUGGGGUGGGACUAUGACAACGUCUUUGCCCCAUGCCACCGCAAGCCGUGGUUUAAAGCAUCUGUCAUGUAUUGUGCUGAGACGACACUUGAUAACACCAUUUAUGAGACUCCAAUGCUGUUCAACAGGUACGCCGACAUACUUUGGGAGAUGGUGCAGCGCAUUGACAGAGAGCGAUUUGGUCGGUCCGUUCGGUUGGCGGAGAGCGAGCUGCGAACAAUUCUUCACGGGGCGCCAGGUGCGACGGUGGCAACGUUUAACCAGGUCACCCGCAAUGAUGACGCUGGCGUGCGGUGGAUUAUGGGCGCCUUCUUGGAACAGCGGCAGGAUGUGCUUCGGGCGUUGGCAGCCUAUUUUCCUACGAAUGAGGUUUCGCAGCUCGAUCAAACGAGUGAAAGAGAUGAUAGGAAGUUAGAGCUUUACAACAUGGAGGCACAUCGCGAACUGAUGAGGCGCCUUUCUGCCAUUAUCAAAGUUAGAGAGUCACGUGUUAGCGUGCGAUGGGGGUUUUCCAUUGCAAUGAUACAGUCUGCGAUAGGGCUAGACCUUCCAGAGGCGGAUGUGUAUGAGCUUCCUUCCCCCGGUAUGUACUGUGCACGCGUUUCUACUUCGGAGUCCUUCUUUGCGGGUGUCGGCCUCUUGCCCUCCUUCAAGGGCCGUGAUAGAUGGAAGGGGAAGGGCUACUGGGUUGUGGAUAUGCCGUUGGUGGAGCAAAGUGCGCUACGUGGCAGUGCGGAAUUUGGGCUAUGGAGCUUCAGCAAGCCUCAGCCCAUGCAUUACCCGAUAGUAAUACCUGCUGCAGGUGCCAAGCUUAGCGUUGUUGUGCCACCUGUGUGGCCUCAAGACGCCCAAGAGACGCACGGUGUUUUUGUUGCCCGUGUACUUUUUCCAAAGAAGGGCUCAGGAAGCUCGGUGCUCCAGUGGUCCAGAACGAACACACCCAUCUCGACAGCUGAUGCCGUCUCGCAACAGACCAUGAUUAUACGUGGCUUCGGUGCCGUCCGCUUUGUUGUGAUGACAGAGAAGCGUGAAGACGAGUCCUUCGUCGCCGCGCGUCACGCGCAGGAAAAUACGCGUAGAGGCCCACUGUUGUUCGUUUCCAAUGCCCCCACCACGGAACUUGUUGUGCACGAAGCGAAUAUUACACACUCUUCGCCUCUCGCGUCCGUUGCGUCCCCACCGCGACCACCAUCUGCAGCGGAUGGCAUCGUCGACGCGAAAGGCGUCAGCUUUGGAAGCUAUCUCAUGAAAGGGACGGUGCUGCGUUGCCUACCUGAAAAUGCGACAGCGGCCGGACAGAGCGUGGGCCGGGGUCUCGCGGAGCGCUGGGCAGUGUGCCCCAUCUUUAUUCGUGGCUCCUUCGAGGUUCGUCGUGGGGCAACUCUGGAGGUGGCGGCGGGUUGUGUAGUCGUGAUGCUGCCUGCGGCGAUGCUGCGCACAUCGGGGAUGCUGCGGUUCGGCGGGACCGCGGCGGCGCCCAUUGUGGUCACCAGCGAAUCGAUGGGUCGCGCAGCUGUUUGGCGAACGGUCCUUGUCGACGGCCCCGCUGCCACUUUGCACGCAAAAUUUACGUUCUUUACCGGUUCUGGAGUGAAGGGGCUGCGGGUGCCAAACACGGGCAAGCAUCAUUCCCAUUCCGCCACCAUCUCUGCCACAAAUGGGGCCUCCGUGGUUCUCCGUCACAGCUUCCUGAUGGAGCUGCAAGGUGCGGGAAUCGCGGCCGGCAAAGGGGCCAAAGUGGAGGUUGAGGAUUCCUUGGUGCAGUGGGCUCAAAUGGGGAUCGAGUGUGUGGGAUGUACCUUCACCUCAAGGCGAUCGGUCUGGACACACUUUCCCUCUUGGGACGUGGUGUACGCCGAUGACGACAAUGACGCCAUGUAUCUCUCGAGUGGGAAACACCGCGUCAUUGAUAGCGUCAUCGCCCACACGAAAGACGACGGGAUUGACUCUGGCGCGAAAGGGAACGGUGGCUCCCUGGUUGUGCACAACACAAUUGUGGAGGGUUGCAUGCAUGAGGGGGUGGCGCUAUCUGCCGGCCCCAAAAGCCGUCGCGAGGUGGUUAUUUCUCACACCCUUGUGCAGUGCUGCCAGCAGGGCAUCGAGUCGGGCUACAGCUCGACGCAACACACGACGUCCAUCACGGCGUCUCUCGUUCGGCGCUGCGCCGUUGGUGUUCGUUACGGCGACAACUAUCACUGGUCGCACUGCGACGGGAGGCUGACGCUGCAGAACACAACGCUCGCCCAGAACGACGUGAAUGUGAUGAACUAUGAGCGGCGAUAUCAAACACCCAAAGGCCCCGAGUAUUUCCACUCCGAGACGGCGCUGUCGCGGCGCCAUUGGGAACUUCUGAAGGAGGCCGCACUUGGCUCCGCCCUUCCGCUGGCGGUGGCACCACCGGAGGCACUCGUUAUUCUACUCAUGGAUAGGCGACGACAACUGCUGCAACGAACCGAUUGGGAGGGCUGCAAGGACAUCUUCUCGCUGCCUGGUAACAGUAGUCUCGCAGUGAAUGAAACGGGCAUCGCUUUAACGCUUGCAGAGGAGCUGAUAAUAACUGGCAAUGUAACCGUUGUCGCUUGA